This is a messenger RNA of Amphiprion ocellaris (clown anemonefish), 5431 nucleotides long. Its product is annotated as gap junction alpha-3 protein-like. Gene Ontology annotation, biological process: cell communication. The record is from RefSeq and is a predicted model, not a curated record. Lineage: Eukaryota; Metazoa; Chordata; Actinopteri; Pomacentridae. Bases 1104 to 2519 code for a protein of 471 amino acids. Gene Ontology annotation, cellular component: connexin complex. The transcript has 2 exons.
CUCCUCUCACACGUGUGUUUAUGAGUGCUGAACUUGUAUUUUUAGUGUUUGUUCAGUGUGCACAGCACCAUUUGAAACACACCUGAGGAUCAUCUAAACUGGUUUAACUUAAAACACUAAACUGUACUUUGAAAAGUCGGUUUAAAUGGCUCCAAAUCUGUGAUGUCAAAUAACACAUGUAGUGCUAAGGUUAGUCAAUUAACUGAGCGAGCAAUCCUUUGUAAAAAUGAUUAAUUGUGUCAUUUAUUGAGUUAAAAUGAUCAACGUGAUUUGGAUACAGCUUUUCAAAUGCAAAGAUCUGUUCAUUUUCUUAUUUUUAUAUCAUUUUUGUCGAGUAUAUUUACAGCUUUAGCCUGCAAAACAAUCCAUUUGAAGACACCAAAUUGGACAUUAUGAACACAAAUGAGUUCAUUAAGGAAAUAGAAAAAAAUGAAUGAUUAAUUAAUAAUGAAAAUACCGGUUUCUGCUUAAUUUUGCGAGUUUUUGAAACUUCAAAAUCUCUCAGAUGUUACCAGACUUUGUCACACAGUUAUUAUAUUAACAUCUACAAAAAUUACAGUAAAUUUCUUUCUAUUUGAUUCCUGUGGCUUUAGUAUUACAGCUGACAGAGAGACAGAAGAAGGGAGGGCGGAUUGUAUGUGUGCAUGUCAGUAUUUGUGUAUGUGUGUGUGUGCGUGCAUGGGCCACACCAGAGCCCCAUCUCUGCUAAAUGCUGUUUUCGAACAUUAUAAUGUUGAUCUCAGCACAUGCCUGCUGGGCAGUGGAGCGAGCAGGUGAGAGAGAGAGGCAGCCUGACAUAGAGAGAGAGAGAGAGAGAGAGAGAAAGGCAGUGAAACAGGCUUCAGUCACACAGGUGGCCUAUACAGUACAGGAGCUGCUAAAAAGCAUCUGUGUCCGAGCUGUGUUUCAAUUUGUUCUUCAUAUCCCAACAUCUGUGCGGCAGAUUUCUAUAAAAGGCCGUGUUCUGUUGUGAAAAAGAUAAAUAUGUCGGAGUCCAGUCGACACCUCCACUGCCCUCGUCCUUGCGUCUUCUUGUGUGUUUGCUUGUGUAGAGUGUUUAACCUCGGGCCUGUACUUUCUCCAUAGGCUAGAAAUCUUGAAGCAUGGGCGACUGGAGCUUUCUGGGGCGGCUGCUGGAGAACGCUCAGGAGCACUCGACGGUCAUCGGCAAAGUCUGGCUGACUGUCCUCUUCAUCUUCAGGAUCCUGGUGCUGGGGGCAGCGGCCGAAGAGGUCUGGGGCGAUGAGCAGUCCGACUUCACCUGCAACACCCAGCAGCCCGGUUGCGAGAACGUCUGCUACGAUGAGGCCUUCCCCAUCUCGCACAUCCGCUUCUGGGUGCUGCAGAUCAUCUUCGUGUCCACGCCGACCCUCAUCUACCUGGGCCACGUGCUGCACAUUGUCCGCAUGGAGGAGAAGCGGAAAGAGAAGGAGGAGGAGAUGCGCAAAGCAAACAGGUUCCAGGAGGAGAAAGAACUCCUUUAUAGAAACGGUGGCGACGCCGGAGGAGGAGGCGGUAAGAAGGAGAAGCCGCCAAUCAGGGACGAACAUGGCAAAAUCCGUAUCAGAGGCGCGUUGCUGCGUACCUAUGUGUUCAACAUUAUUUUCAAGACCCUGUUUGAAGUGGGAUUCAUUUUGGGCCAGUAUUUCCUCUAUGGCUUCCAGCUGAGGCCCCUGUACAAGUGUGCACGUUGGCCCUGCCCCAACACUGUUGACUGCUUCAUAUCCAGGCCCACUGAAAAGACUAUUUUUAUUAUAUUUAUGCUUGUGGUGGCUUGCGUGUCUCUUUUGCUGAAUUUGUUAGAGAUCUAUCACCUUGGAUGGAAGAAAGUUAAACAGGGCAUGACGAACGAGUUUGCCCCCGACCACGAGUCGCUGCGCCACAUCGACAACGCGGAGCCCGAGUGUUUGGCCUCGGCCUCCAGAACUGCCCCCUCCAGCCUCAGCUACCCCCCCAACUACACGGAUGUGACGGCGGGCAGCGGGGCGUUCCUGCCGCCCCUGGGGCCUUCAGCCGUGCCCUCGGCGGCAGAGUUCAAGAUGGACGACCUGCAGCAGGAGGAGUCCCUUCGCCAGGCCUCGUCCUCCUCCCACUACUACAUCAGCAACAACAACAACCACCGGCUGGCCACGCAGCAGAACUGGGCCAACCUGGCCACCGAGCAGCAGACUCGGGAGAUGAAGGCCACCUCCCCCUCCCCAUCCUCCUCUUUCUCCAACGACAACGACCAGCAGCAGCAGCCCGUCGACGCUGCGCUGCCGCUUCCCACCAGCGACGCCAUCAGCAACAUCACCAGCUCAACCGCUAAUGCUGCCUCUGGCGACAGCAGUCCCGGCGCCGCCUCCAACGCAGACAGCUGGGGAGGAGGAGGGAAGAGCAAGCAGGAGGAAGGAAACGUCACCACCACCACAGUGGAGAUGCACGAGCCUCCGGUCACGGUCAGCACAGACCCUCGGCGGCUCAGUCGGGCCAGCAAGAGCAGCAGCAUCAGGGCCCGGCCGAGCGACCUGGCUGUCUAAACCUCUCUGGCCCUUUCAUGUCCCUAAACCUUCCCUCAUCAACAACCCCGCUUCCCCCCAAACCCUGGCCCCAAACAUUCUCAGAGUUUAAAAAAAGAAAAAAAGAAGAAAAAAAUUUACUAAGAUGCAUAAAGCGAAAAACAAAAAAACAACAAAAAAAGAAAACAAAAAACAUAAGAAGGCAAAGCAACAAGAGACAGGAAAGCAGAAAGCAAAUGUGAAAUGACUAUCAGCAGCAGUCGCUUUAGUGUAGUCGGUGAGUUGCAGACUCAAGGUUAGUUGUAUUUUUAUAUUUAUUUACAGAAAAUGUGAUCAUAGGUCAGAAGGCUCCAUUAACAGCAGUGGAUGGAGUAAACGACACUGAUGUCAGAAUGUUACAUCAAAAUGAACAAAUACCAACAACCAGCUUAGUACGAAGGAAAAAUCUCAUGUUUCUAUUUUUUUUCUUCUUUUGUUCAGUCAAAAGGACAAUUUAUUCCACAUGAAAGUGAUCAUAAGUCAAAACAAUGACUAAAAAACAUGUAGCUGGAAUUGUUGCACAGAUCAGCUAUUCAGUGUGCACCCAAAUAACGUGCUCUGAAUCUUAUUUUUUUCUGAUUUUACAGUCAAAUCAGCAGCACAACAUGUCAGAAUUUCACCUUUAUCCUGGAGGGUCUUUUUGCUGCAGCAUUUCCUCAAUUUUACUCAAUAUAACUCGUUGAGGAUGCAAUUUUAUCAGCAAACAUUACAUGAAUUGUGUUCCUUGUGGUUGUGCAUGCCAGCAUGUGUAGCCCUGCAACUCAUCGAUUCACUGAUCAAAUCAAACGUUGGCCAGCCUGGUUUUAUUCGUGAUCCACUGCAGUACAACCUGCGAAGAUGAAAAAAAAAAAUACUGCAAUUGAGAUGGAAUGAAAUGAUACGAUGCUCCCAAAAUCCUCCAAAUAAACAGACUUAGGUGCAGCGUGGACGUGAUAUGAGUCAAAACUGCUGGUAGAAGUCAUCCCUGCGAUGCCCAGAAUGCACCUGGAUUUCACCGAACACUACAUUGUCAGUAACAUAGAGCUCAAAACCAGGAAAACAGAAUCCCUAAUGCCUUCCUCUGUCAGUGAUGCCUUCAGUCAACAUUUCUGAAAUGAAAAAUGCUCUCCACUAACUGCACAAAUGCCAAGAUCUUGCCUUCAAAAAAUAAUAUGCAAAUACAUGGCAGCCACCAUCUGAUAUAAAAAAUAUUGUCCUUCAGACAACCUCCCAAUGCUCUGGUUAGAGCGGAAACUGUCAUUUAGUUGGAUUGUUGGCAGACAUCUUUACCCUAAAAACCCACAACCUCCCUUUUUAAUCAUCGCGCCUAAAGAUUGAGCGCAACUUUGGGAGUUAAAACAUUUUCACUGUCACACACUUCAUGUGCUUCUACAUUGGUUUUAUUCUGAAAAGUGCUAUUUUUUUAAAACUGAAUUGAAUUUUACUCAUAAAUUGCAUACUUGUAGUAGUCAGUUUGUGAUUGCGAAACAGCUAUGAUUAAAAAAAGAAGACAAAACGACUGGCAUUGCGCAGAUCAAAAACGCCACGGUGCAGUCAACCUCGACUGCCUCCAUUUUGUUGUGUUCAUCUUAAUUCUUUAGAGAUCUUUUAGAAAAACCCAAACUUUUAACUGAAUUCACGAGCAGCCACAGUCCUCUGUCUCUGUUGUAUCGCUGUGCUGUUUGGGUCAUUUACAACCCAGGCACUCGCUUUCAAAAGGCUUUUAAACUUCACAUCAACCUUAAUCUACUGUAUUAUCCUGUGAGUCCACCUCUGGCGCAGAGUUGAAAGUCCACAGUAACUCUGUGUGAAAACUCAACAAUCUGCAUUGGACAUAUUGCACUUGUAGAGCAGAACAACGCAAUGAAGUACUAAUAUGUUUGUGCACAGUAUUUUAUAGGAACAAUACUUUUCCAGCAGUUAAUGUGCAGGUUAAUACACUGGAGCGAGAGCAGUGUAAAGUGAUGUUUUAUUUCCAUUUUUCAGGGUGGUGGGGGGUUACAAAAUGAUGAUAUUCCAUGGUGUAACUGUACCCAUAUAAUGUUUAAUACUGUAUCUUACUACAGUUGCUUAACAGUGCAAACGGAGACACAAAGAGGAGAAUAUUACACCAACACAACACAAAGGUCAAAAGCAGCCUUUUCCAAUCCAUGUUUCUUGUUCAAAAAUGACAAAAAAAUCUUUGUUAUCUGCAUUUGUUUCCUGAUUCCUAAAGUUUACAUUUUGGUAGUUGAUAAAGAUUUGCACAUUUAGGAAAGAAAACUGCUGUUCUACAACGCUAAUAUUAGUAGUAGUAGGAGAGAGAGCGAGAGAGAGAGAGAGAGAGAGAGAGAGAGAGCAUGACACCAAACUGCCAAUGAUCCUCAAAGGAAAAAAAACAUGUCUUAAAAUCAAAAAGCUCUUCACCGAAAAGGCAGUAUUACAGGAAAAAAAUAGAAGAAACUGUUAUUUAUCUCAAGCUCAGAUAAAGAUGAGUUUGAAAGUAAAGAAAAAAAACAAUGUUGGGAGAGAGAAUAAACAGUUGGGGUGUUUUUCUGUUCGUACACUCAGUAUGUUCUCACAGACCCGUUGGGACUCUGGUUAGACGUCACAUCAGACGCUGUCGAGAGAAUGUCCGCUGGGUAGCUGGCCCUUCCCUAACCCUGCAUAAAGCCCUGACAGGAUGUUGUGUUCAAAGCCCGUCGUCCCCUCCAAACUCUCUCCUCUUACGUUUCAUGCAGAGCAUGAUUUCUCUGCCUCGUCAGGGAGUAGGAACCAUCUCACAAUGCUCACAACAGCAACUUGUUUUCAAUGCUGUCUUAAACAAGAGAAGUGCCUUGUGUAUGAAUGAUUCUUUUGUAAGAACAAGUUGAUGUAAAUGUUCAUUUACCUCAAAUGUUUACAAAACUGUUACUAAAUAAAUUUUUUGUACCAUA